AUGAAGCAAUAUUUGAACUAUUACAAGAUGAGGCUGAGAACUUCGAGGUUAGGUUAUCUGUUACUUCAGUUCACGGCGCUUUGCUUUUACGCACAGAACACCGUGCAGUCCCCUCCGAAUUUCAAGCACCAUGUUACCGAGCAGAGCCGGCUAUCAGACCGGAUGAGCCGCAGGCUGACACGAACCUACCAACUGUACAGUCGCACCAGCGGGAAACACGUCCAGGUCCUGGCCAACAAGAGGGUGAACGCCAACGGAGAAGACGGAGCGGCACACGCUAAACUGGAAGUGGAGACGGAUUCUUUUGGAAGUCGCAUUCGUAUUAAAGGGGUGAAGACAGGAUAUUACAUAUGUAUGAACAAGAAGGGGAAGUUGAUCGGCAAGCGGAAAGGGCGAGGCAAGGACUGCAUCUUCACUGAGAUUGUUCUGGAAAACAACUACACUGCACUUCAGAACGCCAAGUACGAGGGCUGGUACAUGGCUUUUACACGCAAGGGCCGCCCCAGGAAGGCCUCCAAGACCAAGCAACACCAGAGGGAGGCCCACUUCAUGAAGCGUCUACCCAGGGGGCACUUGCUGAGUGAGAAGAGACCGUUUGAUGUUCUUCCUCUCCCUGUCCCCGCGCACCCUUUCAACAAGCGGACUAAACAUUCCCACCACCAGCGCUCAGGGGGACGCUGAGGACUGAAACCACUGAGGGAGAACCGUGGAUGAACCAGCACAGAAGAACCACUACAAGAGAAAACCAUGUGCUUCAUGCAAACUAACUUUUCCUGUCAAGUGC
Pelmatolapia mariae (spotted tilapia) is the source of this 784-nucleotide messenger RNA. It is a transcript of the gene fgf8b, whose product is annotated as fibroblast growth factor 8b. Bases 1 to 681 code for a protein of 226 amino acids. Gene Ontology annotation, biological process: positive regulation of gene expression; positive regulation of cell population proliferation; neuron differentiation. The transcript is spliced from 5 exons. The record is from RefSeq and is a predicted model, not a curated record. Lineage: Eukaryota; Metazoa; Chordata; Actinopteri; Cichliformes; Cichlidae. Gene Ontology annotation, cellular component: cytoplasm. Gene Ontology annotation, molecular function: fibroblast growth factor receptor binding; growth factor activity.